Molecule: messenger RNA, 2820 nt
Organism: Ciona intestinalis (vase tunicate)
Lineage: Eukaryota; Metazoa; Chordata; Ascidiacea; Phlebobranchia; Cionidae
Source: RefSeq, a predicted model, not a curated record
AUCACUUUACCUUUACCAAAGAAAAAUAUAUCUUACAAAAUGUGCACGUAGAAUAGCCCCUAGCGGUAACGUACUUGUGCGCAACAAGAAACAGUUGGGGGAUUUUUAACGACAAGUUGCGAAUGACGCGUUUACGAUUUAUUGGAUGUUAAGAAUUUGUGUAAACUGUUAAAGGAACAAGUAAAAAGGUUACUGCCGCCGGUUUUAAGGUCUCAUCAAAGCAAAGUGUUAUACAUCAGACCUUUGAAUCAAAACAAGAUAAUGGCAGCAAAGAAUGGAAGUAAUGGGAAUGGUUCAACUUUGUCGUUCGCGUGGAGAUAUCGUUCAAUUUGCUUCAAGGCAUUAGUUUCCAUUUUACUCUGCGCAAAUCUCUUUUACUUUGCGUAUCGCUUCCAUGAGUUAAACACCACAGUGAAAAUAUUACAAGCGGAGAAGUUACAAUGGUCGCAGCAGAAGGGGGGAGCUGCUGUUGUUAAAGAAGUCACGAAAAAAGUUGAAGAGCAAGAACCACAGCUUGAAUAUUCACAGAAAAAGUACUAUCCCUAUAUAUUCAAUGAACAAUACAAAUGUAGUGACGACGAGGGGAAGCCUCUUCCUGUGUUUCUGCUUAUCGUAAUAAAAUCAACAACUUCGCAAUUUGAUCGAAGGAAAGCUAUUCGACAAACAUGGGGAAACGAAAAUAAUAUUAAUGGCAUCACAGUUAAAAGGAUAUUUCUCCUUGCAAGAAAUCCUGAUGAGAAGAAACAAGCGUUGCUCGAACGGGAGCAGGAGGAAUAUCAUGACAUCAUACAAGGUGAUUUCCAGGAUUCGUUCCGCAACCUCACGGUGAAAGACAUCAUGUUUAUGAGGUGGAUGAUCAAGUAUUGUCCACAAACAAAGUUUAUAUUUAAGGGAGAUGAUGAUGUGUUCGUGAACAUCGAGAACAUUGUGUAUUAUCUGCUGUCAUUAUCCAAGGAACAAGCAAAAGAUUUAUUCGCUGGAAGUGUUUUGUAUCCUUCCCCGCGUAUAACUGACCCUAAGAGUAAAUAUUACGUGUCAACCAAUCUAUGGAAUGAGAAAUAUUAUCCGCCGUAUGUUUCUGGGGGAGGUUUCUUGAUGUCUUCGCUCGUAGCAAAGAAAAUCUUCGAAGUUACGAAAGUGACCCCAAUUAUUCCAAUUGAUGAUGCGUUUCUUGGGGUUUGCCUUCGCAAACUUGGCAUGAAGCCACAGAAUCAUAAAGGUUUCAAGAGUUGGGGGGUUAACAGGCCCAAGGAUAUUUGCAUAUAUAAAGAAAUUAUGACUCUGCAUAAAUUGAACAGCGAAGAAAUGGUGGAGAUGUGGAAAAAACUUCACGAGUCAGAUUUUAACGACUGUGCAAAAAUUUUUGAAAAUAAGAAUACUACAGUCACAGUGAAGUCCUGAAACUGUGUCCUUCAUUUUUGCGUUUCGUGGCACUUAAGUUCUCUCUCUCUUCAAACAACAUUACUCACGUUUUUACUGCCCGCAUUAGGAAUAUUAAAUCUAACGUAAAAGGCCUUCAUACAUGCUGAAAGUUGUUAAAGUAAUAUUCAUGUAACCAUAGGCACCAAACCAGGGGUGGCAGGGUAGGCAGGUCUAUCCUUGAAAUUUUUACACUGCAUUAAUCAGUAAACACUGAAAACCAUAUUUAGGUUUGUUUCAUAAAAAAUAGGCAUCCUACUAUCCCUGCCUCCCCUGCAUUUUAAAAUGUUUGGCGCCUACCUUUGUAGCUGUAACAUGACAACCUUAUAUCAGCUACAAGUUUUUAUUUUUGUAUUCCAUGUCCUUGUCCUUGCAUGCUGGUUUUAUUACUCAUUUGAUUCCAUGCACCAAGCAAUCUCCCAUAUAUCACAGUGACUAACCUAUGGUUUAAAACUCCUGCUAUAUUCCUAUAUUGAUGUUUCAAAAUUACUAACAGCAACCUGCUUCAAGAUUAAAACUUACCAAAAUCCUAUCAACCCAAAACUAAUAACACAUUUUUAGCGUAAGUUCAUUUUCGAAUAUUUACUUCUGUUCCUUGCACCCUCUUAUAUACCCUGUAGGGUUGGCUGGUUUUAUGGCCACUCUGUUCUAAUAUUACAAUGAACACAUUGCAGUCUUAAUAUUUUUUUGUGCAAGCUGUACUUCUAAACUUAGUAGGGCAAUACAGUGGUCCCAAAAUUUAUUAUUUCAACCCCACUUUUCAAAAUAAGUUUUUUUUAAAACAAAUUCUGUGAUGUGGCUUAAAUUCAGUUGCAUUUAUAGCAUAAAACACUCUGAGAACUCCUAAUGUGAUGCCCAUGUUUAGCUCAUUAUUAGUCACGUUUUCAAAUUGAAUCAUAUCUGGCCAAAAAUCAAAAUAACACGUAAAUAUUCUAAUUUUUUCAGCUGCAACCAAUUGCUUGGGCACAAGUCCUUUUUUGAGUAUUUACCCUAUUCUGCUGUUACAUAUUAAAUGUUUGGGACCACUAAAGUGAAAACCAAACUUUUUUUGGAAACGUGUUUUAUAACCGAUUCAUACUGUGAUGUGAAGUUGUGAAAUUUUCUGAUGAUCUUUUCUUUAGCACCUUAUCUUGCAAUUGCAGAUACUCACUUGCCGUUUUUUACUCUUUAAAAUCUACCCAGCACAUAUUACAGUAAUGCUGCAGGGUCUACAAUAUAUGCCUUGCAUUGCUUGUAAAAUAGGACCUAAAUUUAAAUCAAUUCAAAAAAUUCGGUGCUGUAAUAAAAUCCUUGCGUAGACUAUAGUAAUUAUUUUUUAUCUGUAUUGAAUUCUAUAUUUCUGCGUAUUUUUAAUCAGAUUUCUUGUGUUUUAUAACUUUGAAAACUACGUCAUAGAAAUUA